UAAAAAUAGAAAGAAAUACAAGGAAAUUUAGUUCAUUCCUUCCAUCCUCGUAGGCCCAAAAUUCCGAAGCUCCGAACCGUGUCUCUUCUCUAAGCCUGCGACUCCAUCACCGGCAGUCCUUCAUCACUACCACUAAAUCCAUAACUCGGACUUAUUUUAGAUUAAUCGAGUGAAAUAAAGAUUACCCAGAAUAUUAAAGAUGAGCAACGUGCCUAAAGAAGCAAUUGAGGUCGUAGCGCAGAGCAUUGGCAUUACCAAUUUGUCUCCUGAUGUUGCACUUGCUCUCACCCCAGAUGUCGAGUACCGGGUUCGCGAGAUCAUGCAGGAGGCCAUCAAAUGCAUGCGACACUCGAGACGGACUAUUCUGACAACCGAUGAUGUGGAUAGCGCACUUAAAUUGAGAAAUGUGGAGCCAAUAUAUGGCUUUGGUUCUGGAGAUCCUUUGAGGUUCAAGAGAGCUGCUGGACAUAGGGAUUUGUUCUACAUAGAUGACAAGGAUGUUGAAUUUAAAGAUGUGAUUGAGGCACCUUUGCCAAAAGCACCAUUUGAUGUGUCAGUUACUGCUCACUGGCUGGCAAUCGAAGGUGUUCAACCUGCAAUUCCAGAAAAUGCUCCAGUUGAAGCACUUGCUGUAUACUCUGAUGUCAAAAAAUCUGAAUACAAGGAAGACGGACUUCCUGUAGAUGUUAAAUUGCCCGUUAAGCAUGUACUAUCAAAGGAACUUCAGCUUUACUUUGAGAAGAUUACAGGGCUUACUCAAAGGUCUACCUCAAUCCUUUUUAAAGAAGCAUUAGUGAGCUUGGCAACAGAUUCAGGGCUCCAUCCAUUGGUUCCUUACUUUACAUGUUUCGUUGCUGAUGAGGUUACACGCAAUUUGAAUAAUUUUCUCCUCCUAUUUGCUUUAAUGCGUCUUGUCCGGAGCCUUCUUCAAAAUCCUCACAUACAUGUUGAACCUUAUCUACACCAAUUGAUGCCUUCUGUUAUUACCUGCCUUGUUGCAAAAAGACUAGGGAAUAGAUAUACUGACAAUCACUGGGAACUUAGAAACUUUACUGCGAACCUGGUUUCUUCAAUUUGCAAAAGAUUUGGACAUGUUUAUCACAAUCUUCAGCCACGUUUGACAAGGACUUUGCUUCAUGCUUUCUUGGACCCAACCAAAGCAUUACCCCAACAUUAUGGUGCAAUUCAAGGGCUGGCAGCUCUUGGUCCCAAUGUGGUUCGCUUACUUAUACUACCAAAUCUCGAUUCGUACAUGCAACUUCUUGAACCAGAAAUGAUACUUGAGAAGCAAAAAAAUGAGAUAAAGAGGCAUGAAGCUUGGCGUGUCUAUGGGGCCUUGCUGCGUGCGGCUGGCCAAUGCAUGCAUGACCGGCUCAAGACGUUCCACAGUUUGCUGUCUCCUCCAGUUCAUCCUGUUUGGAAGAGCAAUGGAAAGAUUGCAACAACAAUGACAAAUAAACGCAAAGCAAGCACCGACAACUUGAUGCUGCAACCACCACUCAAAAAAUUAGCUCAUGAUGGCAUGGUUGGAGCAUUACCAAUGAACUCCAUGCAAGUUGACAUGCAAGGGGCAGCGGGCGGAUUUUCCUCAUCUGUUGGGAGCUUGAAUGUUGGUGUAUCAUCGAUGUCCCACCAGUUACCAAAGGAACAAAUGUCAGGAAGGGAUGUCAGUGGCCAACUGGUAAAGGGGUCUACUGGUCUUGCUCAGGCAUGGAAAGAAGAGACCGAUGUUGGGCAUGUAGUCGCAUCUUUGUUUGAACAUUUUGGUGAAAGUGUACUCCCCUCUACUCCCAAAUCAGAGUUAUUUUUUUUCUUGUGAUUAAUUUGUAUUUGGUGCUAUUUAUUGUUCUCAUGAAUAUGUAUAUCAUUUGUUUAAUAGGAAAAAAUUAACAUCCUAUUGGAUAUGGAUGUGUAUGCACAACGAAGUAAUUUGGUAUUCACGUUCAAAAGCAAUCUAUAGGUUGCUGUAGUUGCA
Messenger RNA from Rosa chinensis, 1975 nucleotides. RefSeq names its product transcription initiation factor TFIID subunit 6. The record is from RefSeq and is a predicted model, not a curated record. The coding region runs from base 200 to 1819 and encodes 539 amino acids. Gene Ontology annotation, cellular component: SAGA complex; transcription factor TFIID complex; SLIK (SAGA-like) complex. NCBI's taxonomy places the organism in Eukaryota, Viridiplantae, Streptophyta, Magnoliopsida, Rosales, Rosaceae. The transcript has 13 exons. Gene Ontology annotation, biological process: transcription initiation at RNA polymerase II promoter; RNA polymerase II preinitiation complex assembly. Gene Ontology annotation, molecular function: transcription coactivator activity; protein heterodimerization activity; RNA polymerase II general transcription initiation factor activity.